Messenger RNA from Rubroshorea leprosula, 1594 nucleotides. NCBI's taxonomy places the organism in Eukaryota, Viridiplantae, Streptophyta, Magnoliopsida, Malvales, Dipterocarpaceae. The record is from the annotation of a GenBank genome assembly.
AUGCAGUGUGUCGCUGAAGCUGAAAAACUCCGUCUACAAAGAGUCUCCUUUUCUCAGUUUCUUCGCCGGCGCUCCGUUCCCUUUCCCCUUUAAAAUCUCCAUUCCCUCUCUUUUUCUUCGCUCCCAUUUUCUCUCCCUCAUUCUCAAUCCUUCGCACUCCGUUUCCUUCCUCCGGGAAUCAAAUGGCCGCAAUCUUCCACGGAGUGGGAGCCGCGACUGCUCUAUCUCCUUCUCCUUCCCAUUCCGUUGAUUCCAAGAAAUUCCAGCUCGCUCCGAGCAGAUCUCUCUCAGCAAGGAAAGGAAGGAUUGCUGUGGUUAGAUCUGAUAGUAGUGUGAACCUGAGCUUGAAUUCGAGAGGUCGCAAGGAUCAUCUAUGGAUUCCAAAUGCAGUUGCAACCAAGACUGAUGACUCUGCGGCUUCUACUGCGUCUAAAUCCGGUCAUGAGAUUUUACUUUUUGAGGCUUUACGAGAGGGAUUGGAGGAAGAAAUGGACAGGGAUCCCCAUGUAUGUGUAAUGGGUGAAGAUGUGGGUCACUAUGGAGGCUCGUAUAAAGUGACCAAAGGGCUGGCUGAAAAGUUUGGGGACCUCAGGGUUCUUGACACUCCUAUUGCUGAGAACUCUUUCACUGGCAUGGGCAUUGGAGCUGCCAUGACUGGUCUGAGGCCAGUUGUUGAGGGUAUGAACAUGGGAUUUCUCCUCCUUGCUUUCAAUCAGAUCUCCAACAACUGUGGAAUGCUCCACUAUACUUCUGGUGGUCAGUUUACCAUACCAGUAGUCAUUCGUGGACCUGGUGGAGUUGGCCGGCAACUUGGGGCUGAGCACUCGCAACGUCUUGAAUCAUAUUUUCAAUCAAUUCCUGGAAUUCAAAUGGUUGCCUGCUCAACGCCUUAUAAUGCUAAGGGCUUAAUGAAGGCAGCAAUCAGAAGUGAGAACCCUGUGAUACUUUUUGAGCAUGUUUUGCUUUACAACCUCAAGGAGAGAAUUCCUGAUGAAGAUUACAUAUGUAACCUUGAGGAAGCUGAGAUGGUGAGGCCUGGGGAGCAUGUGACUAUCUUGACCUAUUCUAGGAUGAGGUAUCAUGUGAUGCAAGCUGCCAAAACUUUGGUGAACAAGGGAUAUGAUCCUGAAGUGAUUGAUAUCAGGUCUUUGAAACCGUUUGAUCUCUACACCAUUGGCAACUCUGUUAAGAAGACGCACCGUGUUCUGAUCGUGGAGGAAUGCAUGCGAACUGGUGGCAUUGGUGCUAGCUUGACUGCUGCUAUCAAUGAGAAUUUCCAUGACUACUUGGAUGCUCCAAUUGUGUGCUUAUCUUCACAGGAUGUACCUACUCCUUAUGCUGGCACAUUGGAGGAGUGGACCGUUGUUCAGCCUGCCCAGAUCGUGACAGCAGUUGAACAGCUCUGCCAGUAGUAGCAAUCACAAAUCACAGAAGUAGUCGUGGUACAAUUGCAGUUCCAUUAGUCUCGUCAUACUUUACAUUUUACUGCAGCUACGUUUCUUAAAUCUAAUUUUAUCUUAGCAAUUUUGUGUUGUUAGAACUCAAUAAUGUCUGAAGCUUUUGGUUCUUUCUUUAUUAAAAUGGCAAGUAUCAU